Messenger RNA from Populus trichocarpa (black cottonwood), 3272 nucleotides. RefSeq names its product exosome complex exonuclease RRP44 homolog A. The coding region runs from base 199 to 3006 and encodes 935 amino acids. The transcript has 23 exons. NCBI's taxonomy places the organism in Eukaryota, Viridiplantae, Streptophyta, Magnoliopsida, Malpighiales, Salicaceae. Gene Ontology annotation, molecular function: endonuclease activity; 3'-5'-RNA exonuclease activity; RNA binding. Gene Ontology annotation, biological process: rRNA catabolic process. Gene Ontology annotation, cellular component: cytoplasmic exosome (RNase complex); nuclear exosome (RNase complex). The record is from RefSeq and is a predicted model, not a curated record.
GUCCAAACAAAACGAAGAAAAAAGUUGGUCCUAGUACCCUGAACUUGCUCCGAACCAAAACUCUUGCUCGUCCGCCAUAAGCCAGAACCCUGCUAAUACCCAGAAACCAGCAAAACACGCCCACACAGAAGCCCUAAACCUCACUCCAUAAAACCAACUAAUAGAGAAAAACGGACACUUAGUUUGUCUAUUUGAACCAUGUUACACAGUAAAACUUUUAACAAGAAAACCAGAGGUGGAAGAAUUCAAAAGCUUGUAAGAGAAGUGUAUUUGAGAGAUGAUAUUUACUGUGGAGCUUUGUUUUGCAAAUCUUGUGAAGAUAAAUCGAAAGCUCGGCUGACCGCUACUGCGUCUACUAUUCUCAUUCUUGACACUAAUGUUGUUCUUAAUCAGAUUGAUUUGCUUGAGAAUCCGGCUGUAGAAGAUGUGGUUUUGCUAUCUGUGGUUUUACAAGAGGUGAAGAAUAAAAAUUCGGCUGUUUAUGGAAGAAUUAGGAAUCUUAUUGAUAGUCCUGCUAGGAGAUUCGUUGUUUUCUCUAAUGAAUUCCACAGGGAUACUUAUGUGCAGAUCAUGGCAGGAGAAAGUCCGAAUGAUAGAAACGACAGAGCCAUUAGGGUUGCUGCAAGGUGGUAUCAGAGUCAUCUUGGUGAAGCGGUGAAGGUUCUACUUAUUACUAAUGAUAGAGAAAAUAAGAGGAAGGCUACUGAAGAGGGUGUUUCUGCUGAGACAAUUGAAUCAUAUGUGAAAUCAUUGGGGCAACCAGCUUUACUUGACUUGCUUGUUCAGCCAGCUUCUGAAGAUGUAAUCAUGGAAGAAGUCGAAGAUAUGAGACCUUCAAAGAGGAAAGUUGUUUAUCCUGAGCAUAAGCCCAUGUCAGAGAUUACUUCUGGUUUGACCAAAGGAAUAUACCAUCAAGGAAAACUUCGUGUGAACCGUUACAAUCCAUUUGAAGCAUAUGUUGGAAGUGAGAGCAUUGGUGAUGAAAUAGUCAUUUAUGGGCGUGGAAAUAUGAAUAGGGCUUUUGAUGGUGAUGUUGUGGCAGUGGAACUUCUUCCACAAGACCAAUGGCACGAGGAGAAAUCGUUAUCUAUAGUAGAUGAAGAGGAUGAAGAAGAAGAUGUUCAUCUAGUCCCAGGUAGUUCAGAUGAUGCUCCCAGGACUUCAAUUCCAGUAUCAAGUUCAACUUUUGACACAAAUCCUGUCUCAUCUCGCCCAUCUGGUCUUGUUGUUGGUAUUAUAAAGCGGAAUUGGCAUUCUUACUGUGGAUCUUUAGAGCCCAUGCCAAUGCCUGCAGGAAGUGGUGGUCUUGUAUAUGCUUUAUUUGUCUCCAAAGACCGUAGAAUUCCUAAGAUUCGGAUUCAAACUCGGCAGCUUGACAAUCUUUUGGACAAAAGAAUUAUUGUAGCAGUUGAUUCCUGGGACCGUCAAUCACGACAUCCUUCUGGCCAUUAUAUACGCAGUAUAGGACAGAUAGGCGAUAGAGAUACCGAAACUGAGUUGGUCUUGAUAGAGAAUGAUAUUGAUGCAAGACCGUUUUCUGCCCAAGUUUUGGCAUGCUUGCCACCACUACCAUGGUCGGUUUCCUCUAAAGAUUUGAACGAAUCAAAUAGAGUUGACUUACGACAUUUGUGUGUCUUUAGUGUUGAUCCUCCAGGAUGCAAGGAUAUUGAUGAUGCACUACACUGUACUAUGCUUCCAACUGGAAAUUUUGAAGUUGGAGUCCACAUUGCUGAUGUAACGAAUUUUGUUCACCCUGGCACCCCACUUGAUGAUGAGGCUACACAAAGGGGUACAUCUGUCUACCUUGUUGAGCGUCGUAUAGACAUGCUUCCAAAACCUUUAACAGAAGAUAUAUGUUCUCUUCGAGCUGAUGUGGAAAGGCUAGCCUUUUCUGUUAUUUGGGAAAUGACCCCUGAAGCAGAGAUUAUUUCUACAAAAUACACAAAAAGUGUCAUCAAAUCACGUGCAGCAUUAUCUUAUGUUGAAGCUCAGGCUAGGAUGGAUGAUAGUCGAUUAGUUGAUCCAGUAACUAAAGAUUUGAGAAAUAUGAAUGCUCUGGCAAAGAUAAUGAGGCAGAGGCGAAUUCAUAGAGGAGCACUAACACUUGCUUCUGCUGAAGUCAAAUUUCAGAUUGAUACCGAGACGCAUGAUCCUCUUGAUAUUGGUAUGUAUCAGAUUCGAGAAGCAAACCAAAUGGUUGAGGAGUUUAUGCUUGCUGCAAAUGUUUCUGUAGCUGAAAAAAUUCUUAAAGAAUUUCCGGAGUGUUCACUAUUGAGGCGUCAUCCUACUCCGACAAAAGAGAUGCUUGGACCUUUGCUUCGUACAGCUGCUGCUGUUGGUUUGAACUUGGAUGUCACAUCUUCAAAAGCACUAGCCGAUUCACUUGACCGUGCUGUGGGUGACGAUCCAUACUUUAACAAGCUGAUCCGUAUAAUGGCAACUAGAUGUAUGACACAGGCAGUAUAUUUCUGUAGUGGAGAACUCAGCCCUCCAGAAUUUCUUCAUUAUGGGCUUGCAGCACCUCUUUAUACUCAUUUCACAUCACCUAUCAGGAGAUAUUCUGACGUGAUUGUACAUAGGUUGCUUGCUGCAUCCAUAGGAAUAUACAAACUUCCAACUAUAUUCCGAGACAGGCCCCAGCUCACUAGUAUUGCUGAUAAUUUGAAUUAUCGGCAUAGGAAUGCUCAGAUGGCAAGCCGAGGCUCAGUAGAGCUCCAUACUCUCAUAUACUUCAGAAACCGGCCGACAGACACAGAGGCCAGAAUAGUAAAGAUGAGAUCAAAUGGUUUUAUUGUAUUUGUUCCCAAGUUUGGUAUAGAAGGGCCAGUAUACCUGACAAUGAGAGGUGAUAAAGGGGGUGGGGAAUGGUUUGUAGAUGAGCAGCAGCAGAAGAUUAGGAAGAUGGAUGGUAGUGUUUCAUACAGUAUCCUGCAGGCGGUGAAAAUUCACUUGGAGGUUUUAGAACCGAAACCAAAUCGGCCAAAACUCCAACUAACCCUCCUCUAAAUUUUAUAAGACAUAAUUAUGGGAGCCAUUCCAAUGCUGAAUGUUUAGCUUGUUUAUGCCAGGAUAGGGUGUCUUGGUGCCCAGAGGGAGUGCAUGAUUUUGUAAUGUCAGAAAAUCGUUUUGUUUUAUGCUUGUAUUCUUUUGAAAUAUUUAACUCAGGAUUUGCUCUUGGGACCUUUCUUUAAGAGGGCAUUUAGCUUAGCAGAUGACUUGAGAGACUAAAAAUGAUUAAAUCGAAAUUGUCAAUUCUUUUCAUAAACUUUAAA